UCGCGUCCCCUCCCCGGUAUCUCUUCUCUGCCGGCAUAGCGGAUCGGUGGCGGUGCCGUGCUGGGGGUUUAUGGAGCAUAUUUUACUCUGAAAACAUUGCUGCUAAAAAACUCCAAACAGGAGGAGUAAAUCCAGUCAGCUUGUCAGGUCACUGGCUCGGUGUAACAGUGCUUUCAUGAGGUGACGUUGGGCCAAAGUCAACUUUCCUUUCUCCUCUGUAAACCUGCAGCCAAGCAAUGGGCCAGAAAAUCUCAGGGAGCAUAAAGUCUGUGGAUGUGAGGGAGCCCCCUUAUAGACCCGUGAAACGAGAGCUGAGAGGCCCGGAUUUCUGCAAGCCCGCGCGCCUGGACAUGCUGUUGGAUAUGCCCCCUGCCAAGCUGGAGGUCCAGUACAAACACGCUUGGAAUAACGAAGAUCGCUCAUUAAAUAUAUUUGUAAAGGAAGACGAUAAACUGACUUUUCACAGACACCCGGUGGCCCAGAGCACAGACUGCAUCCGGGGCAAGGUGGGCUACACGCGGGGCCUGCACGUGUGGCAGAUCCACUGGCCCACGCGGCAGCGGGGCACCCACGCCGUGGUGGGCGUCUCCACGGCCGACGCGCCGCUGCACUCGGUGGGGUACACGUCCUUGGUUGGUAGCAACAGUGAAUCCUGGGGCUGGGAUCUGGGGCGCAACAAACUCUACCACAACUGUAAAAACCAGCCCGGGGUCACGUACCCUGUGUUUUUGGAACCAGAUGAGUCUUUUGUACUCCCAGACUCCUUACUGGUGGUUUUGGAUAUGGACGAAGGGACGCUUAGCUUCAUGGUCGAUGGACAGUAUCUUGGAGUGGCCUUCAGAGGACUAAAAGGGAAAAAACUUUACCCCAUAGUCAGUGCAGUUUGGGGGCACUGUGAAAUUACCAUGAGAUACAUCAACGGACUUGACCCGGAACCCCUGCCUUUAAUGGACUUGUGCCGAAGAUCAAUUCGUUUUGCUCUUGGUAGAGACCGCCUGCAUGACAUAGAAAUUCUACCUUUGCCUCUGUCUCUGAAAAAUUAUUUACAGUACCAAUAAGACAUCUAGAACCCUCUGGCCUCACAUUGGACUUCAUCAAUGCAAAUGGCAGAAAAUUGUUUACAGCAAAAUAUAAAUCUUUGUGAUGGACACUUAAGUGUUAUUUAAUUUUUAAUAUAUAUAUUUUUUUCUGAACCAGUGAAAGCAGAUCACUGUGGGGGACUACUAAAGAAUGUGAAAACAUUGAUUUGAUUGAGGUUCAUGUGUUACCUGUUGCCUUUUGUGUUUACAGUCCUGAAGGCUAUAAUUUUCAUCUCUCAUACUUUGAUUGGUUUAUCUUUGUUGCUUCUGGUAAAUGCCAAUAGAAAAUCUGACCUGCAAGAUUCACUAUCCUGCAGACAGAUUUUUCAACAUUAUGAUUUUCAUUUUU
Molecule: messenger RNA, 1428 nt
Organism: Sturnus vulgaris (Common starling)
Lineage: Eukaryota; Metazoa; Chordata; Aves; Passeriformes; Sturnidae
Gene: SPSB4
Product: splA/ryanodine receptor domain and SOCS box containing 4
Biological process (GO): intracellular signal transduction; proteasome-mediated ubiquitin-dependent protein catabolic process
Cellular component (GO): SCF ubiquitin ligase complex
Molecular function (GO): protein binding
Source: RefSeq, a predicted model, not a curated record